AUGUACCACUUAAGUGCUCUUUUGACUCAGCAGGAAGUGAGGAAGGCCAUCCUAUCAUCAGGUUUCUUGGUUGUUCGCUCCAGAAGACUUCUCUUGAGUCUUGAAGAUGCUCAGAAAUUCUAUGCUGAGCAUGAGGGCAAGUUCUUUUACAGCCGGCUCAUCUCCUACAUGACAAGUGGUCCAAUUCAGGUUCAUCUGUUAGCACGUCCAGAUGCAAUCCUUGUAUGGAGACGCCUCCUGGGACCAACCCGUUCCUAUAGGGCUCAAUUUAUUGCUCCUCACACAAUUCGAGGACGAUUUGGAGUUUCAGAUACACGCAAUGUUGCCCAUGGCUCUGAUUCUGAUGAGGCAGCCAGGCGAGAGACAGCCAUCAUGUUUCCCAAUUUUGAUUGGGAUGAAUGUGCUACACAAAAAGAACUCAGAAAUAAGGAAGAAAGGAUGAACCUAGUCAGGAGAGUGACUUUGGGAAUGGUGGGUCUGAUGGAGAGGAGGGUGGUGGGUUCAUGUCAUCUGUUCCCUGGCCUUUCUUAUCCCUCCAGUCGCUCCAUGUUCAUCCAAACUCAAGACACUCCCAAUCCCAACAGCCUCAAGUUCCAUCCUGGGGUCAAAGUACUGGAGUCGGGGACAUUGGAUUUCCAGAGUCCUGGUGAGGCUCACGUUUCGCCUCUUGCAAGACAGCUGUUCCGCAUUGAUGGUGUGAAGGCUGUUUUCCUUGGCCCUACUUUUGUCACUGUCACCAAGGUUGAUGAUGAGAUGGAGUGGUCAGUCCUGAAACCAGAGAUAUUUGCAACUAUUAUGGAUUUCUUUUCUUCAGGGCUUCCUAUUGUUACAGGGGAACUUCCAUCACCUGAUACACAGAUCGAGGGAGAUGAUGAUGAAACAGUGAUCCUAAUUAAGGAACUCCUGGACACUCGCAUUCGCCCAGUGGUGCAGGAAGAUGGUGGAGACAUUGUCUAUAGAGGCUUUAAGAAUGGAAUUGUGAAGCUGAAGCUUCAGGGAUCCUGUGUUGGCUGUUCAAGCUCCCUUGUAACCCUGAAAUCUGGAGUUCAAAACAUGCUUCAGUUCUACAUCCCUGAAGUCCUUGGAGUUGAGGAGGUCCAGGAUGAGGUCGACAACAUUGCCCAUAAGGAAUUUGAAAAAUUUGAACAGAAACUCCGACAUGAAGAUGAAAAGACAUGAAAACCCUUUUUUUUAUUACGUCAGUACUAUACGUGAUGAAAUCUUUCCAUUCAUAAAAAAAAGGCUGAUAUAUGGUAUCCCUGCUGGUAACCCUGCC
Messenger RNA from Darwinula stevensoni, 1276 nucleotides. NCBI's taxonomy places the organism in Eukaryota, Metazoa, Arthropoda, Ostracoda, Podocopida, Darwinulidae. The record is from the annotation of a GenBank genome assembly.